Messenger RNA from Lottia gigantea (owl limpet), 1074 nucleotides. RefSeq lists its product as hypothetical. Gene Ontology annotation, molecular function: DNA-directed DNA polymerase activity; nucleotide binding; DNA binding. Bases 1 to 1074 code for a protein of 357 amino acids. The record is from RefSeq and is a predicted model, not a curated record. The transcript has a single exon. Gene Ontology annotation, biological process: DNA replication. NCBI's taxonomy places the organism in Eukaryota, Metazoa, Mollusca, Gastropoda, Lottiidae.
AUGGAAAAAAGACAGAAAGAAAUAAAGGGUAACUCUAAUUAUUUGCAAAAUAUUAAUUUCAUAUGUUCCUAUCAACAUGAAUCAUCUAGUUUACUAGAAACGAAUAAAAUGGAUGAAAUUUGUAAUAUAUUAAAGGAAUACACAGAAACACCAAGUGAUAAUAUAAUUGAUUUAUUUAAAGAAUAUAGUGCUAACCCAAAAGAUAAAACGGAAGUUCACGCUAAACUCAAAGAGCUGAACUAUUCUAACCUAAUGGCCUUUGAUGCUAACGGUUUGUACGCUUCCGCCAUGUUGUAUUUAGACAGCGAAUAUACGAGAGCGGAAAGUGGUAGACCAUUUCGACAAGAAGAAAAUAAAGAAUUUGUUAAGCUCUUUAAUGAGCAGAAAUUCAGACCUAGAACUGCUAUUUCAAAAGUCUGGUUUGAAUAUCCUAUUAACAUGUUCUUCCAACCCAUACCUGCUAAAGAUAAAAUCACUUUCACGAAUAGAAUAGGUAAAAAGGAAACUGGCACUAAAAUCAGGUUCAGAGAUGGUUUCUGUCACGACGUUUUAACAUCGGUCGAUAUUCAAGAAAUAGUGAAAGCCGGUGGACGAAUUAUUAAAAUAUUAGAUGGUAUAGUUUACGAAGAAAAUUUUAAAACUCCACCCUAUAGAGAUUAUAUUUUAAUUUUGAGAGAUCUAAGAAAUAAAUAUAAACGAGAAGGUAAUAUCAUAGGUAGUAAUUGCAUGAAAUUAUUAGGCAAUUCAUUGUAUGGUAAAUCUAUUCAGAAGGAUAUAACUACAUCGAGACAUCUAUGGAGUGAAGUGACUUUAAAAGGCAACUUCAAUUCACACGUUAUAAACUAUGAAAAAGUAAAUGAUAGUCAAUAUAAAGUUGAAAUUAAUGACGAAGAAAAAGAAUUUGACUGUACACCUCCAAAAUCUACACGGCUAACACCUAGUCAUUUGGGAUCAUUCGUUUUAUCUCACAGUAAAAAAGUAAUGAAUAAUUUUAUUCGCGUGAUAGAUGGAUUUUAUAAGCCUGAAAUAUACUAUACGGAUACCGAUAGUUUAUACAUUUCGUCUAGCAAUUAG